This is a messenger RNA of Nelumbo nucifera (sacred lotus), 2196 nucleotides long. RefSeq lists its product as uncharacterized. The record is from RefSeq and is a predicted model, not a curated record. Lineage: Eukaryota; Viridiplantae; Streptophyta; Magnoliopsida; Proteales; Nelumbonaceae.
CAAGAGGUUUAAGCGUGUCCCCUACAUAAGGCGCCCCGAUUUCGAACCGUCUUUGUUUUUGCCGGCUCUGCAACCAACAAAGCUUCAAAUCUCCGACAAUGGCGUCUCUGCAACUCGCCUUUUCUCCACGACAGAGAAUCUGAACUCUCUGGGUUCCGGUCUCACGGCUUCGCUGUCUCUGAAAGCGAUCUCUAAUGUCCGCUUCCGAGUGAGCUGUAACAUUUUCAGAUAAAAAAAGAUAGCCAAGUAGAAGAUCAAGAGUUCUUCCCCACCCCCCUUCGUCUCUGUCUCUCUCCUUCUUUUCGUUCUAUCUCCUUUAAAUCCUAUCCUGCUUUCGUUGAUUUGUGAAGCUUCAGAUCUUGCACUCAUGAAACUUUUUAAGGCUCAGGUUUCCUUCUAGCGUUCUCUGCGUACAAUCUCUCUCUAGCUGUAGUUUUUGUUCUUCUCUAUUUCUUUUCUGGUUUUUAAAUGUUAGGGUUUUUGCUUCAGUAAUGGCUGUUUUAGAUGCUGUUCGGGAUCAAGGAAGCAAUGGCUUGGAAAUAGAACUAGUUCUUUUCUAAUUCUAUUCGUGUUAGAAUCUGAUCAAUAUCUAGGGUUUCACUCCAGAAAUACUCUUUUACGGUCUUCGGUUUGUGAAGCAAUGGCCUACUCAUUUCAUUACUCGUCGGCCAAAAACAGGUUCCAUACGGCGAUCUGGACCGUGAAACUGGGCUUCCUGCUUUUUGGGAUUGUUUCGACCGCUCUUUUGUUGAAGCGUGCGAUCCCCUACUCCGUCAAUCUCUUCAUCUCUUCGCUCCCUCGUCUAUGGAUCUCGUUCCAGAGAUGGCUGGCUCGUCCUUAUCUCUUUGUCGUUUUCAAUUUUAUAAUCAUAGUCAUUGCAGCUUUGUCUAACUUCCAACAGAAGCUCUUGGACAAGAGCGGAAGUGAAGAAGCUGAGAGUAGACCGGAGAAGCAGAGGCGGAAGGCUUCGCAAGGAGUUUGGUUGGAGAUUAACGAAAUGGAAGAAAUGCAAGUGGAGCCAGACGAGAAAAGAAUGGUUUUUGUUGAAAAAUCCGGUGAGUCAUCACCGGGGGGUUGGUCGGAUGUGUCCUGUGUGACCGAUUCUGACGGGAAAUCGGGGCUGAACUCCUCGGCCUCUUCCGCCAUUGUAAAAAGAACGGGGACCUACCUGAAAACCGCCAGAAACACUGCGACGGAGUCAAAGCCUUUGGGACAUCCAGGGCGCGUUGUGAAGGCGACGGUGGAGAAGAAGGUGAGAAGUAUAGGGAGCGAGGCAAAACGGGAGGAGAACGACACGUUGGAUGCAACGUGGAAAUCGAUCGCAGACAGACGGAAUCCGACUGCACGACAGUUGAGAAAGAGUGACACGUGGGACACGCCACCUCGAGUGGUGGUCGGAGCAGAGUCGGAAUCAACGGUGACGACGACUGGUGGACGGCAGCUAAGGAAGUCAGAGACGUUCAAUGACACUGCGUCGUCAGCGUCAUCCGCUUCGUCUGGGUCGGAUUCUUCGCGGAGGAGUGGGGGACUGAGGAGGGAGGUAUUAAUGAGUCAUGACGAUUUGAAUCGGCGAGUUGAAGCGUUCAUUGAGAUGUUCAGACUGCAGAGGCAGGAGUCAUACAGGCGUUAUUUGGAGUCUGAGACGGUCCAUCGAAGAAUCUAUUGAAUGGAAGAGAGAGAAUUUUUGAACUUACAAAAAAGGGUCUCAUAUGCUAUUUUUUUUACCCUUUUGUUCUUCUUCUCUCUUCUCUCUUCUCUCUCUUUCUCUCAUAGAGAAGAUAAUCCCACAUCUGCAGGACCCGUUUUUAGGUAGGAUGGUAGAUAAUGCCCGAAAAUUUUACUUUUUCAAGUGGAUUCUAUUCUAUGGAAGAAUUUUCAUUUUGGAUUGAUAGAUGGAUGAUGGUUGGAGCUUUUGAAUUGAAGACCUUCAUAUUACUGUAAAAAGGGCACGAAAGCAGCAGCUGAUGCUGUAUUGGUGUGGAUGAUGCAGUUACAGUUUUUGAGAAGGCCCCGUCUCUAAUUGUGAUGUCUGGUCUGGUGUAUUUGAGCUGUCCGUCUGCUGAUGAUGAUGUAAGUUAAUGAAUGCGACCCUCUAUAGUUUUAUUGGAUGUUCGUUCUGAGUGUUCUCACUUUCUUUCUCUGAUGUCUGAACUCAAUCUAUCAAUCCUUUGCUUUCAUUGUGUGUGAUAUUGAAAA